UAAAGCCACGCGCGGCCGGCCCGACAUUACAGCGUGAGCGUGGCAGUAUUUGACAUCGCAAUCGGGCGUGGGAAAGGAAGCUCCGAAUCUGGGAAAAGCCUUCUCCCUGGUGGCAGAGUUAAAAAUGGCUUCGGAGAAAAAAGUUUUCCUGUACGAAGAAGUGGCAAAGCACAAUCAGAUCAAAGAUUGUUGGCUUAUCAUAUCUGGGAAGGUCUAUGAUGUCACCCCUUUCAUGGAAGAUCAUCCUGGAGGUGAUGAUGUUCUGUUAUCUUCCACAGGAAAAGAUGCAACCAACGAUUUUGAAGAUGUGGGACACAGUGAUUCGGCUAGAGAAAUGAUGGCAAAAUACUGUAUUGGGGAGAUUGAUGCAACAACCAUCCCCAAGAAGCGAAAGUACCUUCCACCUCAGCAACCUUCUUACAAUCCCGACAAGACCAAUGAUUUUGUGAUCAAGAUUCUGCAGUUCCUUCUCCCUCUCCUGAUAUUGGGGUUAGCCUUCGCUGUCCGACAAUACACCAAGAAAGAUUAGAGAGACCCUUUUCGUUGAUUUGAACUUUGGGAAGGUUUAGUUUGCUGUCUCCAUUCAGCCGUUUAAAAAUUGUGGUUAGCUUCUCUCUUGUAUGGGCAUUGGAACUGGAUUGUUCAUUUAGUAAUUGUUUUCCGUCUUUAGUACGCAGCCGUAUUGAUAGUCAGCGACUGCAAGGUAUCGUGAUCUUCGUUGACAUGAAAAAACCGUUUCCUCUCUUUA
Messenger RNA from Neltuma alba, 748 nucleotides. RefSeq names its product cytochrome b5. Gene Ontology annotation, molecular function: heme binding. The transcript has 4 exons. Lineage: Eukaryota; Viridiplantae; Streptophyta; Magnoliopsida; Fabales; Fabaceae. Gene Ontology annotation, cellular component: intracellular membrane-bounded organelle; membrane. Bases 125 to 529 code for a protein of 134 amino acids. The record is from RefSeq and is a predicted model, not a curated record.